ACCUCGUGUUGAUAUCUGGGGGCCUUGGUAACACACUACAUCAAGACAAGUGAAGAUGGCGGAUGUGUUGAGUGUUCUCCGUCAGUAUAACAUCCAGAAAAAAGAAAUCGUCGCUAAAGGAGAUGAAGUAAUAUUUGGAGAGUUCUCCUGGCCGAAAAAUGUCAAGACCAACUACAUCAUCUGGGGUACUGGUAAAGAGGGCCAGCCCAAAGAGUACUACACUUUGGACUCUAUCUUGUUCUUGCUCAACAAUGUGCAUCUCCCGCAUCCAUCCUAUGUUCGAAGAGCGGCAACAGAGAACAUCCCUGUUGUCAGAAGACCUGAUCGAAAAGGCUUGCUGUCAUAUCUCAACGGCGAGAGUUCUACAUCGACGAGCAUCGAUAGAAGUGCACCUAUAGAAAUAGGUUUGCAAAGGCCAACGCAAGUGAAAAGAGCAGCUGAUGAAGUCUCCUCUGAAGCCAAAAAACCGAGGAUUGAGGAUGAGGAGCGAGUGCGUCUGGAUAAGGAGCGUCUGGCUGCCCGUCUGGAGGGCCACAAGGAGGGAAUCGUGCAGACUGACCAGAUCAGAUCUCUGUCUGAAGCCAUGUCCGUGGAGAAGAUUGCAGCCAUCAAAGCCAAAAUCAUGGCCAAGAAACGUUCCACCAUCAAAACAGAUCUGGAUGACGACAUCACCCUGAAGCAGAGAAGCUUUGUGGACGCUGAGGUGGAUGUCACCAGAGACAUUGUCAGCAGAGAGAGGGUGUGGAGAACUAGGACCACCAUUCUGCAGAGUACUGGAAAGAACUUCUCGAAGAACAUUUUUGCCAUCCUCCAGUCAGUGAAAGCCAGAGAGGAAGGACGAGCACCGGAGCAGAGACCAGCACAGAACACCACUCAAACGGACCCAUCCUUAAGGAACAAGCAGCCUGUCCAAGCUGCUUACAACAGAUACGAUCAGGAGCGAUUCAAAGGAAAAGAAGAAACGGAGGGUUUCAAGAUCGACACCAUGGGCACGUACCACGGCAUGACCCUGAAGUCAGUGACGGAAGGAGCAUCUGCUCGAAAGGCCCAGACCCCUGCUCUUCAGCCUGUCCCACGCCCAGUGUCACAAGCCAGACCUCCGCCAAAUCAGAAAAAAGGUUCCCGGACACCCAUCGUCAUCAUCCCUGCCGCCACCACCUCACUCAUCACGAUGCUCAAUGCUAAAGAUCUCUUGCAGGAUCUAAAGUUUGUCACCCCAGAGGAGAAGAAGAAGCAGGGCAACCAGCGAGAUAAUGAGGUUCUGCUCCAAAGACGCAAAGAUCAGAUCCAGCCCGGUGGAGCGACUCUGAGCGUCACUGUGCCAUACCGAAUCAUAGACCAGCCACUAAAACUUGCUCCACAGGACUGGGAUCGAGUGGUGGCCGUGUUUGUGCAGGGUCCUGCCUGGCAGUUUAAAGGCUGGCCAUGGCUGCUGCCUGAUGGAUCUCCAGUGGACAUUUUUGCCAAAAUCCGAGCCUUUCAUCUGAAGUACGAUGAGGCAAAGAUUGACCCAAACGUGCAGAAGUGGGAUGUGACCGUUCUGGAGUUGAGCCGCCACCGCCGCCAUCUGGACCGGCCCGUCUUCCUGCGCUUUUGGGAAACCCUCGACAGAUACAUGGUCAAACACAAAUCUCACCUCAGGUUCUAAGAAAAGAUCACGGCCUCCAUCCCUGGAAAUCCUGCUGAUGAAUUGUGAAACCCUCCAACUCUCCUCCUCGUACUCCUGCAGAGGUGGCUCCUGUUCUCCAAGCUGCCACCCAGAUUUCUUCCACAUGAUCAUUUUAGCAGGAGGAGGAGGAGGAGGGAUGAUCCAGCAGACUUCUUCUUGGACUCCUGAUGUGCUGGGAAUGUUGCUCUGGACACCAGGGAGAAGGUUUAUGACUUUCAUUUUUGUUGUAAUUUUUUUCUAAUGAUUUCAUGUAGUAAACAUAAAUACCAAAAUGUUUUAUAUAAAAAAACAUACUUUGGAAACAUUCAGCUGAGAGAGUAACAUGCUGGGGUUUGAAGAAGAGAUGGGUUGCAUUUUUGUGGAGUAUUUGUCAGUGAAUUUAACUCAGAUAUGUUAAGACUGAGAGGAAAUGGGGAAAUGACUCUUGGUACACAAAUACGUUUUCAGGAGAGACUUCCUUUACACAUAAUUUUUUUUCUUUCGGGUGUUUUUGGUCUGAAUGUACAUAAAUGUAUGUUAAUACUAAAGAAAAACUACUCUGACUCAGUACAAUGAUCUCAGUCAGGCAGUCUGUUCCUAGCUCAGUUUCUGACAGAUCAGCACAUGUUAUGGUCAUACAAUGACCUUGUUUAAGUCUUCUUUUCUUCUUUGUUGGUGUUGUGCUAGAGGAGACAAAAUGGAAGGUAUUUCUUUAAGGCAUCACAUUGAAAUAGACAAUAAAGCCUCAGAGAAAAAAAA
Molecule: messenger RNA, 2407 nt
Organism: Notolabrus celidotus (New Zealand spotty)
Lineage: Eukaryota; Metazoa; Chordata; Actinopteri; Labriformes; Labridae
Gene: cdc73
Product: cell division cycle 73, Paf1/RNA polymerase II complex component, homolog (S. cerevisiae)
Exons: 17
Coding region: 56-1648 (530 amino acids)
Biological process (GO): transcription elongation by RNA polymerase II; positive regulation of transcription elongation by RNA polymerase II
Cellular component (GO): Cdc73/Paf1 complex
Molecular function (GO): RNA polymerase II complex binding
Source: RefSeq, a predicted model, not a curated record